UGGAGGAGGAAGAAGAAGAUAGCACCAGCAGCUUCUAACCAGACCUCCAGCUGAGCCGUGGGAACCUUCAGGGUUUUAAAAGCAAACACAGAGGAAGUCAGACCAAGACCAGAGAUCCAAACCAGCAUGUUUCCAACAUCAAGAAGCAUCAAUAUGACGGCCGUCAGUUGUGUCGUUGUGGUAGUGAUGAUGAUGGUGAGGAGCACGGAGGCGGCUUCGGUGCACCAUAGCAAGCACUCCAAUGGCUUUCCAGAUCAAACCAUCCCCUUGCAUCUGGACCCCAAGGCUUUAGUACCCAGCAGGAACAUCCGACCGCUGGAGAACAUCUCCAUCUCACCGUGGACGUACAAUAUGUCAAGAGAUGAGUCUCUGUUCCCACCGACAAUUUCAGAGGCUCAGUGUUUGCUGCAUGGAUGCCUGGACCUGGAGGGGAAGGAAGACCUGAACCUGAGGUCCAGACCCAUUAUGUUCCAGGCUCUGGUGCUGCGGCGGGUCAAGUCGGCGGGAACGGAGCAGAACUACCAUUACCGCCUGGAGACUCGGCUGAUUCCGUUUGGCUGCACCUGUGUCCGACAUGUGGUCCACAUCCAGGAGUGA
Molecule: messenger RNA, 597 nt
Organism: Cyprinodon tularosa
Lineage: Eukaryota; Metazoa; Chordata; Actinopteri; Cyprinodontiformes; Cyprinodontidae
Gene: il17a/f1
Product: interleukin 17a/f1
Exons: 3
Coding region: 127-597 (156 amino acids)
Biological process (GO): inflammatory response
Cellular component (GO): extracellular region
Molecular function (GO): cytokine activity
Source: RefSeq, a predicted model, not a curated record